UACAAAUCGUUAAGCACGCUGGACUACUAACCGAAAGGUUGGUGGUUCAAACUCACCCAGAGGCACCUUGGAAGACAGGCCUGGUGAUCUGCUUCUGAAAGGUCACAGCCUUGAAAACCCUAUGGAGCAAUUCUGCUCUGCACACGUGGGGUCACCAGGAGGGGAAAUCAACGGCAAGUAAUAAUAACAGCAAGGAAGCUUUCAGAGUCUCUGUGUGGUGCAAAUGGUAAACAUGUUCGUCUGCUAACCAAAAGGUUGGUGGUUUGAGUCCAGCCAGAGGAAGAAAGCCCACCCAGAGUCCAUCUUGGAAGAAAGGUCUGAUGAUCUGCUUCCAAAAAAUCAGCGAUUGAAAACCCUAUGGAACACAGUUCUACUCUGAAAUACAUGGCAUCACCCUAAGUGAGAGUCAGGUGGUUUGGUUUUUCUCCUUUUUUAGGAAGCCCUUUCUGAUUUAAAAAGUCCGUACUCUGUCUGUGUUCCUGCUGGGUGUGAGGGGCUGCAGCUUGCCCAGGUGUCCUCUGCAGGUGGGCUGUCCAAGCACACUUCCAUGUGGGACCUGUGUGUGUCUGAGCCUGUUUUCUCGGUUGUGCAAUUCUGCGCUUGCCCCACCCUCCCAGCUUCUUCCUGAUAGCGAAAUGCUACAGUCUUUGCUCAAGAACAAAGACCCCAAACUCACCCUGGAUGUUAAUGAUUUUCCAGUGUGGCCACUUCCUCCUGAUUCACCCUGGCUACUGUCUCAUGUAGCUGAGGUGGAAACACAACUUGGGGAGAGCCCAGACUCGGGCAGGAAGGCCCUGGGGUGGGCAGAGCCUGCCAAGGACCCCUCUGCACCUGGGACUGUGCUGUGGCUGAACUGGGCUGCUCAGCUCUGAGCUGGGGUAUGCCCACUCGUUUUCCAUCACUGGCCAUUCUACUACAGACACUCAACACGGCUGCUUCUCUCCUGCUCCAGUGUGGCUGAAGGUGGGACCAUGGCCAAGCUAACUUCAUGUUCAGCCUCUCUGGAGCCUCAGCUUCCCUUCUUGCCCCAUGGGGCCAGAGGUGCAUCAUUGUAAGUGGGGCGACAGUGUAGUGAGCAGUUGGGAGGGCAGGCUUUGGGUAGAAUCCUGACCCUGCCAUUUCCUACCUGUGAGACCUCAAGUUCCUCGGUGCCUCAGUUUCCUCAUCUGCAAAAUAACAGUUUCUGCCUCUUAGGAUUGUUGUAAGGAUUCCCUGAGCCCUUGUGGGCAAAGUGCCUAGCACAGUGCCAGGCUCAGCCCCCUGGUGUGGGGUAUGUGGAAAGGGCUUGUGGACUUUUCCCAGUGUUGUAAACUGUGAAGUGCAUCAUCAUUUUGGACAGUCAGCACACUCAGAGUGAGAGGAUGGUCUAUUUUCGGAUUCUUAAUGACCAUGAUCAGCAGAUCCUGGCUACAAUCCACAGAUGUUUCUAGCUGUAGAAGUUGAGUUUUCGUCCUUCCCUUUCCUCUUUGUCCUUCCCCUUUAGUUAUUUUGCGUGUGCACAUAGAUUUGUCAUACGCAAAGAUAGCAUGACUCUGAAUUCACCCCUUGUCUAUGGACUAUGGCUCUGGGAAUCCCCACAGCUCUGCUGUCAAGAAUUCAUAGACACUGAAGGACGAAUCACUCUGGCAAGCAGUGCUUGAGCUGGAUACAUCAUGUUUCAAUGGUGACUAUCAAGGAGCCACUGUUAGCUCAGACUCAAGGCGCUGAGGAAUGUCUGGCUGCUUCUGGAAAGUCCCAGCAACUGCUUCCUCAGUAGUCUUCCCUGGUUACCUGAGGGCUAUCCCUUAAGUCUGUAUAACCUUGCAACCCACUUCUCAGCUGGGGUCAUUCUGGCUACACCCUCUAUAUGACCCAGUCCCCUCACUCCUGUUCUGUGGUGGGAGGAAGGGAGCAUGCUGCCCACACAUCCCAGGCUGGCUGUUGCCUGGUGAGAGCAGUUGCAAGUUUGGGCCUGUGAGGUGAUUUGGCAGCGUUUUUGUUUGAUGACUGUUGAUUAAGCUGAAGUGUGUGAACCCAAUGUUUGCAGAAUCGUGGUUGGCUCUGGGCUGGGGCUGGAAUGAAGGAAAUAGGUGUUCAGGGAAGGAGGAGGUGGCAGGGAUAAUCCAAAAGCCAUUUGUUUGGGGCCUGAAGCCAGAGAUGAGGUAUUCUUGCAGAUUUUUCUAAAUCCACCAUAUAGGAACUCUUUAAACUAGAUUCAGGCCCUCAUGUACCUAGGAAUCACCUGGGGCCUCAGGGCAGACACAGAGGACAUCAGAGAUGAAAGGGACCUUGGAGAUCAUUUAGUCCUCCCUGCCCACUAUUCAGAUGGGAACCUGGAAGUUCAGGAGGUAGAAUAACCUCCAAAGGUUGUUCACUUGGCUGGUAAUGUGAUGGAGCUAAAGCCAGAAUCCAGGGCUCCAAACUGCACCACCCAAUAAAGUCAUGGUCUUCAUACUUUACUGUGCCUCCAAAUGGCCUGGGCAGCUGGUUAAAAUGCAGAUCCCCAGGCCACACUCUAGAGAUUCAGAUUUGAUAGUAGGUGGGGAAUGGUGUCCUUAGCAGACACCUCAGGGGAGUCUGACGAAGGUGGUGUCCACAUGGCUCUGAGAUACGCUGCUAUAGUCCAUACAGCAUUUGCUUCUUAGGCUGAUAAGAAAGCACAUUUGCAUUUCCCUAGGCAGGUGAGCAGGUGGGUAUCAGAGAUGCAAACAGCUCAGGAGACCAGAGCAUGAGGGGUUAAACCCGGGCUUUACAACAUGUUGCAAGUAACUGGUGUGUAAGGAUACUUUAUACCCAUAGUCUUUGCCAGGUAAGGUAAUGAUGUGUGAACGUGGUGCAGGCCUGGACAACCUCUAGGUCAGACACGACUCAGUUUUCUUAUCUGUGAGAUGGCUACGAUAAUGUAGGAGGUAACAAUCUGCAGUAUCGUAUUACUGUGUGGAUUAAAUGACACGAUGCAGGAGGAGUUUGCUUUGCACUCAACAGGUGGCAGGUUCUCUGGUCACCUCACGGUACUUGCCAAGGAGGAGGUGACGGCAGGCCUCUGCUGAAUGAUUUUCUGUAACGGACUUUUGCUCAGAAUUUCACCGGUGAAAUGUGUACUAAAAAAAGCAUACAGAGAGGUGUAUAUAAAUUUUUGUAUGAGAGACUAACUCGAUUUGUAAACUUUCACUUAAAGCACAAUAAAAAUUAAAAAAAAAAAAGUGUGUAGAUUUCUUCCAGCCCUGUGGGGCUGUGAUGCAGGGGCCUCCUUUGGCAGAGGUGCCCGUUAUGGUUUGUACCUAGUACAGUGGUGCCUUUCCCAGGCCCCAGACCCCCCACCUCCACCCCUAGCUCCCACACAUGUCCUUGCAUCCCUGGAAGGUGUCAGUGAUGGGAAGAGUCAGACCAACAGGGAGUGUUUCUCCCUGUUUUCUAGAGGUGGGGAGACUAAGCCCCCCUCCCAAGGCAAAGAAGGCUGCAUGUGGGCCCCUGGAGCUUCUGCCCCUUUCCAUGACUGUCCCAGCCAAGGGCUUUCUCCGCAUUCCCUUCCAAGAGCAGUGCCUGUGCCAGGGUGUGCCAGCCACUUCCUGGUUCUGGCCGGUCUUGCUGCUUGUCAGGUCAGCCUGACCUCAGCGCUGUAAAAACCAUUCUGGGCACAGAUAGGGAAGAGAGGCAGGGAUUCAGGGGCCUCACCUGGCCCUGCCAUCCACCUGCGGCGGGGGGGAGGGAAGGAGGUGGAUACUGUUAGUGCGCAUUAGUGAGUGUAAUUGUAUUUGUAAAACACAGCUCCGCAGGUAGGUGGGUGGAAGGAUGGAGGGUGUCUCUCUGUGACUAGGAGAGCCUGGACUGAGCUGGUGUGUGGCAGUGAGCAGGAGCCUGUUGGUACAUGCGGCACACGAGCUGGGUGUUGACAUAUGCUGGUGUGUGCGCCCACACAGGGAGGGAUGCAGUGUGACCUCUUUAAGCACCAGGAUGGCCUCUGUGCUGCACUCUCUCCAGCUUUCCGCCCAGGACUUGCCUGAUCUAGGUUCAGAUCCCAGCUCUGCGGUGCUGAGCUGCGUGACUUUUGGCAACCCACUUCCUCUCUUGGCUUCAGUUUCACCAUGUGGAAGUGAGAACCUGAGGUUCUUCCUGCCUUCCUAGCUGUGGCUGGCUCGAGGGCUGUGGCUGGCUCGAGGUGUGGAUAUUACAAAGUAGUGGUUAAGAAGAGCCUGGGCUUUGGGGCCAGGAUAUCUGGAUUCAAAUUCUGGCUCUGCCACUGACGGUAACUUUAGGUGCGACCCUCCGUGCAGCUGGUGCCAGGAUGCCCCAGGGGUGUGGAUGACCGGCUGUGCAGACCUCACUCGGCCCAGGCCUGGAUGCCGUCGCCCAGAGAGGACCGCUCCUCAAGGGCAGCCUGUGGGCCCACACGUGUAGCCUCUUGAACGGAUUCCCACCCAGCUGCCUCAGACGCCUGGGAGCUGCUGGAGGGAGUAUCUGGAGCCUGCUGCUCAAGGGCCUGACAGUGGAGGGAGCCGGGGAAAGGGACCUCGCUGCUGGCUGGAAACAUUUUCCCCAAGCGGCUCCGCAAAAUGACCAGCCUGUUCCGCCGGAGCAGCAGCGGCGGUGGUGGGGGCGGCGGCGGGGGGGCGCGUGGCGGCGGGGGCACCGCUGGGGCCCCCACGGCACAGGAGCUCAACAACAGCCGGCCCCCCCGUCAGGUGCGCAGGCUCGAGUUCAACCAGGCCAUGGACGACUUCAAGACCAUGUUCCCCAACAUGGACUACGACAUCAUCGAGUGCGUGCUGCGUGCCAACAGCGGCGCUGUGGACGCCACCAUCGACCAACUGCUGCAGAUGAACCUGGACGGGAGUGGUGGCAGCGUCUAUGAGGACAGCUCAGAUUCAGAGGACAGCAUCCCCCCGGAGAUCUUGGAAAGGACUUUAGAGCCUGAUAGCUCUGAUGAAGAGCCCCCGCCAGUGUACUCCCCACCAGCCUACCAUAUGCACAUGUUCGACAGGUCUUACCCUCUGGCUCCCCCUACUCCACCUCCAAGGAUUGAUGUGAGCCCCAGCCCCCCUUCAAGCCAGAGGCGCUAUCGGAACUGGAACCCACCACUGCUGGGCAACCUACCUGAUGACUUUCUCCGCAUCCUGCCCCAGCAGCUGGACAGCAUACAGGGUAACCCCGGGGGCCCCAAGCCCAUGAGCGGCGAGGGAGGCCCUCCCCUCGCAGGGGCUGGAGUGGGGACCCGAGACCAGGACAGCCGCUGGAAGCAGUACCUGGAGGACGAGAGGAUCGCACUCUUCCUACAGAACGAGGAGUUCAUGAAGGAGCUGCAGCGCAACCGUGACUUCCUUCUCGCCCUGGAGAGAGAUCGAUUGAAAUAUGAGUCCCAGAAAUCCAAAUCCAGCAGCGUGGUUGUCGGGAACGACUUUGGCUCUCCUUCCCCUGCCCCAGGAACCAGUGAAGCCAACCCUGCUGUGUCUGAAGAUGCCUUAUUCAGGGACAAGUUGAAACACAUGGGAAAAUCCACCCGGAGGAAGCUGUUUGAACUCGCCCGGGCCUUCUCGGAGAAGACCAAGAUGAGGAAGUCGAAGAGGAAACACUUGUUGAAGCAUCAUUCGCUGGGGGCUGCGGCGUCCACAGCCAAUCUCCUGGAUGACAUGGAGGGUCACGCUUAUGAUGAAGACUUCCGGGGAAGGCAGCAGGAGGUGCCCAAGGUGGAGGAAGCCCUAAGAGAAGGACAGUAAGAGAUGCCAGCAUCCUCGCUGGAGAUGAUCUGUCCCGGUGGGAGCAGCCGGAGAGCAAAGCCAGCCUCCAGCUGAAGGGCCCAGCUGCAGCCGGACAGAUGGUGCUUGAUUGAGUCUUGAGGCCCAGUGACUCUGCCGCCACAGUUCAGCCCACCACUGCCACUACCACUUUCCAGGGGCGUAGAACUUCGGAGCCGCCCCGCUGUGAUUGGAGGGAGGACCUGGGGCCCCCUAGAGGCAGCAGCCAAUCACAGCCCCUUUUGUAGCCAGGCUGUUCUAUGGGCAAGGAAUGGAAAUACAGGAACCACCCUCUGUCUUUUAAAAAAAUCCAGAAAGCAGGCAAAGGUUGGAGUGUGAAAGGGCAGGGUGAUCCUACCAGAGGCUCUUUGACCCGGAGAUGGAGCCCCAGUCUCCCUCCCUUUCACGUCUCCCCAACAGGGCUGCGGGUACCCCCUGGCCCCCCACCCCUCCCCAACCCCCUUCUGGGCACCUUGUGCCCUUCCUUUCCGUGGCCUUCUGAACCCCAGCCUUUCCCGGGGGCUGCCGAACCAUCUGCACAGUCCCAGCACGGAGCGCUGUGAGGAAGAGCCCUGGGCAGUCGAGCGCUAGGAGUGACGGGUAGGGGGUCGGGGGACGAAUCGCCGAGAGGUGACUGCUCUGCCUGGGCCAUCCAACUGCCACUGUUAGAGACCGGCACGGCCCCAGCUGCCUCUUUUUCAUCCGGCAGGGAUGGGCAGGGUGGCGCCCCGGGGCUGGAGGACUUCGGCUAGGCACGGGUAGUCUUUAGCAUGUUAAAAGACAAAAGCCAAUGAUCGGUGGGACCCUGGAGUCAUGCAACAGGUUCUGACUCUCAGCUGGCCCCAAGACCUGCUGUACCCUAAGGGUCGGCAGCGGGGGGCUCUGGAGAGACCCACUCGGGGUGAGUGCAGGUCUGAAGACAAAGCCAAGCCGCUGCCGGCCUGGGUUGGGAGGCCUAGGGCAGAGGGGCUUGCCGGGUGUCCCUUGAACAAGAACGUGAACGGAGGAGGAAAACACCGAUUCUAUGGUCGCUUACCCGGCACCUACCACUGCCGAUGGGGGGGAGGCUGUUACGGCCUCUGGCCCCUCCCCGCCUGCCACCUCGAGAUGGGGACCCGCUGACCUCGCCCGAGAGCCGGGAAGCCCGGGGGCGUCCCAGGUCGGCGGCAGACGCGAGACCGCGGGCGUACCGCAUCCCGCCUGCCCUAGUUCCGGGUGAAGCCCCUGGCCCGACUCCAGACCACGGGCUUCCCCGUCUCGGGCCCCGCGGCAGACUCGGGAGGGUCCGGAACACGCCACCGCGGAGCGUGACCAAGUUUGAAAGCGCGCGGGCCGGGCCCUGCGCUGCUCCGCGGCCGGCUUGUGCCCUGGAGCGAGGAGAGGCUCGCCAGCCCGAGCUCCAGACAGGCUCUGACUCGCGGGGAGCUGGGGCGGGGGGUACGGGAGGAGCUCUGCGCUCUGGCGCAUGGCGGGGAAGUCCCAGUCGCCGCGUUCUGUGUGUGUGUGUUUCUUCUCUCCUAUGUGUGGGUUUUUUCUUGGAGCUGUUUCAUAGGAAUUCCUGUAAUAAAGACUUGGUGUUCUCUUGGUGCUCUUAUGUGGCCGGCGACGUGGGCUGGACUCCCUCUGCGCCCCACCCCACCUCCCCGGCCGCCGCAGUGUUUGGCCUUUGGAGCCACGGGCCUCCCACCUCACCCGCCCCCAUUAACCCGCAGCGCGUCUAAGGCCCAAAGGACGCAGCCUUCUACCCACAUUACUCAGGACGUGACACCUGCUGCCAGAACCACAACCUUGCUGACCCGCUGGCUUGGCUUGGCGCUGUCGCCUUCCUGUUUGCUCGGGGAAAGUAAUCCGCUCGCAGAUAGGCAAGGGAAACGCCACUGGGAAGGCCAGACUGUUACCAAAGCUGCAGACAGGUCACCUCCCUAAAUAGCAAGCUUCUGGGUUAACGGUGUGACCCGGAGGCCCGCCAGGCUGCGCAAUCUCAGACUUCAAAGGGACUGCAGAGAACCUGCAGUUCAAAACCUCUAGCUUCCCCCAUAUCCCAGCGCAGCAGGGCUGCCUCCCACGCCGGGGAGCUCACUACCACGAGAGGUAGUUGAUCCCAUUUCCAAAUGGUGGUUCUCAAGGUUAAAAAGUUCUGCCUGUGUUGAGCCCAAAAUCCUCCUGUGGCUUCCACACACCGCAUCUUCUUGCUGGGGUCACCCAGGCUGAGACUCCCAUCACCCUCAUAAUGCCUUCUUUCAGCUCAGUCUGUCUCCUCCCAGGCAAAUGACUCUUGUUCCUCUGGCUUUUUUUUUCCCUCCAGAGAGGAUUCCCACACAUCAUGGUCUGGCCCCACCUCCAACCAGAUUCAGGUAGACUUGUACAGUGGCAUAGCAGGGCCAGCCUGCGAUGCCCCAGGUGUGCUGUCUGGAGCUGGCCAAAGGACAAACUCACCCCGACCAGACUCUGCGCAUUAAUACUGAUAGCUAUGCGCCACUGUGGCACAACGGUUAAGUGCUCGGCUCUUAACCUGAAAGGUUGGCAGUCUGAACCCAUCCAACAGCUCCAUGGAAGAAAGACCUGGCGAUCUGCUUCUGUAAAAACUACAGCCAAAGAAACCCUGUGGGGCGGUUCUCCUCUCACAUGGAAUCCCAAUGAGUUCAGAAUCGACUCCACAAUACCCAACAAAAACAAAACAAAACAAAAACCCAUUGCUCAUGAGUCUAACUCAUGAGGACCCUAUCGGACAGAGGAGACCAGGCCCAUAGAGUUUUUGAAGAGCCCGUGGUGGGUUGCGAAAUGCUGACCUUUUGGUUAGCAGCUGUAGCACUAAACCACUACACCACCAAGGUCUCCAAACAACAAUGGGCCAGUGUAAUUCCCAGAGCACAGCACCAGCACCACCUGGGAACCUGUUUGAAAUGCAAAUUCAGAACUCCACCCCAGACCUACUGAAUUAGAAACCCUAGGGGUGAGGCCCCCAGCCUGUAAUUCUGAUGCACAGGAAAAUUUGAAAGCCGUGGUAUGUACUAAGCCAGUAAAAUUACCUAAGUAGCUUUAAAAAAAAAAAAAAUCUGAUAAUCAGUACACCACAGGCCGAUUAAUCGACACUAAUUUUUUUAUGGGGUGAGGCCCUGGCAUCAGUAUUUCCUAAAGCUCCCCCACGUAUUUCAAAUUUGUAAUCAAAUUUGUUUGGGGACCAGGGCACUAGGCAGUGUUAGGUGUUUCAUAUUAGCUCAAUUAAUUUUGCCAAUAAUGGCUACUUUAUAAAUGAUGAAGUGAUGAUUCAAAGAAGUUAACGUAACUUGCUCAAGAUCACAGAGUUAGCAAGGUGUGAAGCCAGAAGGUUGGCCUAGGGUUGCCUAGGAUGGAACCAAAACCUGUGUUCCAUCCUCUGCACCCUUUGCUGUUCAAAGUGUGCCAGAUACACCAGAGCACUGGCGUCACCUGGGAGCGUAUUAGAAACACUCAUUACCGGGCCUCAUGCCACACCUACUAAGUCUGAUACUGGGACAUAUGUUUAACAAACCCUCCAGGUGACUCCGAUACACGCUUAAGUUUGAAAACCACAGCUCUGCGCCCUUGCUACUUCAAAGUUUGGUCCGUGGACCAAGACCAUCGGUAUCCUCUGGGAGCUUGCUAGAACACAGAAUUGUAGGCUCUACUCCAGGUCCACUGAGUCAAAAUGUGAGUUUAUACAAGCUCCCCACAUGACUUCUGUACACCAACUCUGACAAACACUGCUCAGCACAUUGGUUCUCCAACUGCUGCACACUGAAUUCAUUUCUGAUGCUUGGGUCCCACUCACAGAGAUUGAUAUAAUUGGUUUGGGACUUGGCCUGGGAAUCAGAUUUUAGAUACAUCCCAGGUGAUUUUAACAUGGAUGUAGUUUGAGACCCAUACAGCCUUUUGCUCAUUAGUAUAGACGAGAUUGAGGUGGUUGUAACCACAAAGAUUGAGAGAAGAAAGAAAAGAUGACUCAGACCAAUAGGAGUGCUGAAGAUAAAGGCCCUGCUUGAUGAUGAGCCCCUGAUCCCCGGUGAAACAGUGUGUCUAGGACCCCGGAGGGUGACAGGCUGGAUCUGAUGGCCACCCUGGGGUGGUUACCUACCUUCACACUUCCCGCUCAUCUGCAAAUGUUGGGCUCCUGGCUCCACGUGGUGACAUUUGUGGAUUUAUCUUCUACAAAAGUGCUGGUCCAGCCAGUGCCCCUCACCCUCUGUAUGCUCAGCUCAGCCCCAAUUUGAAAGGUGAUCAUGGACCGGGAAAAUGCUGUGCCCUGAAGAACUGGGCUGGUUAUAUUCAUGCUGAGGCUUCAACCUUCCCUCUGUUCUCUUAUCAGACCCAGAGUUGGGGGUGGGAAGCAGGGCAGGAAGGAUGGACAGGAGGAGAAUUUGGCCUAAGGAAGGGAGAAAGCAAAGUGUGGGAUGCUGAGGAUGAUGGCAGCUCUUUACUGAGUGUUUACCAGUGUGGUGGUGGCGUUAUGAGCUGCCAUUGAGUUGGCCCCGACUGGGUGACCCUGUGCACCACGGAACGAAACGCUGCCGAGUCUUGCACCAUCCCCAUGAUUGAUUGUGGACUGGACAAUGUUCCAUUGUGAUCCAUAGGGUUUUCAUUGGCUGAUUUUUGGACAUAGAUCACCAGGCCUUUCUUCCUAGUCUGUUUUAGUCUGGAAGCUCCCUCAAGACCUGUUCAGCAUCAUAGCAACAUUAUUUUACAUGAUCCUCACAAAAAUUAUAUAAAAGCAGUACUAGUGCUCCCAUUUCACAGAUCGGCAAACUGAGGCACAGAGAUGUUAAAGUCCUUACUCAACAUCACCCUCAUUAAAAAAAAAUCCGACUCAGAGCGACCCUAUAAGACAGAGUAGAACUGCCCCAUAGAGUUUCCAAGGAGUGCCUGGCGGUUUCAAACUGCCGACCCUUUGGUUAGCAGCCGUAGCACUUAACCAUUACACCACCAGGGUUUCCAACACCCUCAUUAAGUGGUACUAUAUACCUGGAUUUGAACCCAGGCAGCUGAGCAUCAGAGCCAGGACCUAACCACUAAGCUAUAUAUUGGAAAAGGGGCAAGUGGAAAGACCUAGGACCCCUGAUUAGGUGCAAUCUGUGGAGCACAGAAAGGUCCACCUGCUCCAAAACAGCCCUAAAGUGACCUGUAGUCCAACACUAUGCCUACAACUCCCUAUUAGCAUUCUUUAUCUG
Molecule: messenger RNA, 10894 nt
Organism: Loxodonta africana (African savanna elephant)
Lineage: Eukaryota; Metazoa; Chordata; Mammalia; Proboscidea; Elephantidae
Gene: CUEDC1
Product: CUE domain containing 1
Exons: 12
Coding region: 4533-5693 (386 amino acids)
Molecular function (GO): ubiquitin binding
Source: RefSeq, a predicted model, not a curated record